CAUUUUGGAAAGGAGAAAACUGACGUCUAGGGCAGGGGAAGUGGACUCGCCCGAGGCCUCAUGGGGAUGUCAAAGGGCUGAGGUAGAAAAAGGAAAAAGUCUGGGCUGCAGAUUCUCAGUGGAAAAAGUAUGGAGUUGGCGCGGGGAGAAUCUUGAAAGACACUUAGAGCAGAGAGGACUGUGGGAGGAGCCAGUGACAUCGGCGAAAACGCCCGUGAGCGGAACAUCCGGUUGUUUGGGAAGGUUAGAAGGUUGCUUUCAGGAACCUUGGUGCCGGCGUGGCGUUUCCAGGCGGAAGGGUGAAGGAAGGACCGGAAGCUCUGUGAGACGGGACGGAAGAGCUUGCUUGGAGCGGGCACUGGUCGAACUGGAGGGAGCCGGUGAAAAACCUGGUCCCGGGCCCGGGGCCGGGGCCGGGACUGCGGGCUCUCGAGGGCCGGGAGAGCGGGGUUCUGGGGUAGUAGCGGCAGCAGCCGGAGGCGAACGGGCAGAUGGGGCUCAGGAGGCGAAGGCCCGCCCGGGACCAGGGACAGGGGCUGCGGGGGGAACCGGGGCCGUUUCCGGGGCCACCGCAGCCUCAGGAGCUGGAGCGGGGGCCGGGGCUUCCUCCAUGUUCGCCGGGUUGCAGGAUUUGGGGGUGGCCAACGGCGAGGACCUGAAGGAGACAUUGACCAACUGCACCGAGCCCCUCAAAGCCAUCGAGCAGUUCCAGACAGAAAAUGGUGUCCUACUGCCAUCAUUACAAUCUGCUCUGCCUUUCUUGGACCUGCAUGGGACACCUCGUCUAGAGUUCCACCAGUCAGUCUUUGAUGAGCUAAGAGACAAAUUGUUGGAGAGAGUAUCUGCCAUUGCUGCUGAAGGAAAGGUUGAAGAAAGGUACAAGAAGCUAGAAGAUCUCUUGGAGAAAAGUUUUUCCUUGGUGAAAAUGCCCUCACUCCAGCCAGUAGUGAUGUGUGUAAUGAAACACUUGCCAAAGGUUCCUGAAAAAAAAUUGAAACUGGUGAUGGCUGACAAGGAACUAUAUCGGGCAUGUGCUGUGGAGGUGAAGCGGCAGAUUUGGCAGGAUAACCAAGCUCUGUUUGGGGAUGAAGUUUCUCCACUGCUCAAACAGUACAUUUUAGAGAAGGAGAAUAUCCUUUUCAGCAAUGAAGUAUCUGUUCUGCACAACUUCUUUAGUCCAUCUCCUAAAACAAGACGUCAAGGGGAGGUAGUACAGAAACUGACACAGAUGAUUGGGAAGAACGUAAAACUCUAUGACAUGGUGUUGCAGUUCCUUCGAACCUUAUUCCUGCGGACAAGGAAUGUCCAUUACUGUACCUUGAGAGCUGAACUGCUAAUGUCAUUACAUGACCUGGACAUCAGUGAUAUUUGCAUGGUGGAUCCAUGCCAUAAGUUUACCUGGUGUCUUGAUGCUUGUAUCCGAGAAAAGUUUGUUGACAAUAAAAGAGCUCGGGAGCUGCAAGGAUUCCUGGAUGGAGUGAAGAAAGGUCAGGAGCAAGUGCUGGGUGAUUUGUCUAUGAUUCUAUGUGAUCCCUUUGCGAUUAAUACCCUGUCUUUGAGCACCAUAAGACAUCUGCAAGAACUGGUGGGUCAGGAAACCUUACCCAGGGAGAGUCCUGAUCUACUUUUAUUGCUAAGAAUGCUCUCCCUGGGACAGGGGGCUUGGGACAUGAUUGACAGUCAGGUCUUCAAGGAACCAAAAAUGGAGGUAGAGCUGAUCACUAGGUUUUUGCCAAUGCUUAUGUCUUUUGUGGUGGAUGAUUAUACUUUCAACGUAGAUCAGAAACUACCAACAGAAGAGAAGGCAUCAGUCACAUACCCUAAUACCCUUCCUGAAAGCUUUAUCAAGUUCUUGCAGGAACAUAGGAUGGCUUGUGAAAUGGGGCUUUAUUAUGUCCUUCACAUAACAAAGCAAAGGAAUAAAAAUGCUUUUCUCCGACUUCUGCCUGGAUUAGUCGAGACAUUUGGAGAUUUGGCCUUCAGUGAUAUAUUUCUUCACUUGCUCACUGGGAACCUUACUCUGCUAGCAGAUGAGUUUGCUGUGGAAGAAUUCUGUACCAGUUUAUUUGAUGGAUUCUUCCUUACCUGCCUCUCAAGAAAAGAGAAUGUACACCGCCAUGUUCUCAGGCUCUUGAUUCACCUGCAUCACAAAGUGGCCCCUACUAAAUUGGAGUCCCUCCAAAAGACUUUGGAACCUACCAGUCAGAGUGGGGAGGCUGUGAAAGAUCUUUACAAUCAGCUUGGAGAGAAACUGGAACACCUGGAACAUUGCAAACCUAGUCCAGCCCAGGUGGUGGAAGCUCCUGCUUUAGAGCUACCCCUUCCUGCUGUCCCAACCCCAGCAACCCUUUGAGGUGUUUUAACCCUGAACUCGGUCAUGGUUAUGGUACCUGAUGACCUCAAACUUUCCAUAGCCCAUGAAGGUGGGGGAAUUAUUUGUCAUCACUACACUGUGAAGAAUUUCCUGAGGACUUUACAUUGAACGCUGAAGUGUUACAAAGUCUGCAAUUAAUAACUCUUAGCUUCCUUGAGGCCAGUGGGAAGGGUCUGAGGAAGGGUCUGAAGUGUGUGUGUGUGUGUGUGUGUGUAUGUGUG
Molecule: messenger RNA, 2595 nt
Organism: Antechinus flavipes (yellow-footed antechinus)
Lineage: Eukaryota; Metazoa; Chordata; Mammalia; Dasyuromorphia; Dasyuridae
Gene: NELFB
Product: negative elongation factor complex member B
Exons: 13
Coding region: 611-2353 (580 amino acids)
Biological process (GO): negative regulation of transcription elongation by RNA polymerase II
Cellular component (GO): NELF complex; nucleus
Source: RefSeq, a predicted model, not a curated record